Messenger RNA from Verticillium alfalfae VaMs.102, 828 nucleotides. RefSeq lists its product with no specific name. NCBI's taxonomy places the organism in Eukaryota, Fungi, Ascomycota, Sordariomycetes, Glomerellales, Plectosphaerellaceae. The record is from RefSeq and is a predicted model, not a curated record. Bases 1 to 828 code for a protein of 275 amino acids. The transcript has a single exon.
AUGUCUAUGCACUGGUUCCCGACAACCAUCACACUGAGCCGGGCACCAUCAGCCGUUCCCGUAAGUUCUACUCCCGUCGAAAGGGGACUCUUUUCCACGCCCUCCCGCCACGCCCUCCCCACGGCCAACCCCCCUUCAAGCACCCACCAAGAGAGAUCCCCCAGGACAAGCAGCUCCAGUCCGCAAGCCCACCAAACCAGCACCCUCCGUCUCCCACCCUUCCUCCCAGACUUCUUCGCAGCUCCGGUCCCAGGGGCGCGCGCCCGAAAUCCCGCCAACAGCAGCGCCACUGCACCCCCCUUCACGGCGACAGCCCCCCCUCGCUACGAGGAAGCCGUCCGCCCACCCGGCCGUAGUAGCUACUUCCUCCCCAACCCACCCCCCGGCAUCUCCGCGGGGCCCUACAACCUCCGCAGCGUCGAGCACCGCCGCGUCCUCGCGCGCCUGCGCCUCCUCCCCGAUGACCCCUCGCACGCGGACCCCGCGCGCGGCAUCACGCCCGCGCCGCCGCCGGGCUUGCUGUUUCGGCGCGGCGCGCUGGCGGGGUACAGACCCUGGUGGGAGAGCGGGCGGACCGGCGGGGGCGACGUCUUCUCUGGGGCUAUGACGGCGAGUGCGGAGCGGGACGAAAGCGCGGCGGACGACGGCGAGGAGGUCGAGGAUGACGAUGACGAAGACGAAGACGAGAGUGAGGUCGAGGACGGGGGCGAGCGGUGGGAGACGAUAUCGACCGGAGGGGCAGAGGAUGCGGAGGAGGAGCAUCUCCGGUGGGAGACGCUGCGGGCGCGCGAGAGGGGGUUUGUCUCGUCGUGUCGGCGCUGUGUCUAG